This is a messenger RNA of Cylicocyclus nassatus, 2796 nucleotides long. The record is from the annotation of a GenBank genome assembly. NCBI's taxonomy places the organism in Eukaryota, Metazoa, Nematoda, Chromadorea, Rhabditida, Strongylidae.
AUGCCAGACUGGUCUACGGUCACGCCGCGCCUCGAGUAUGAUAGAAUAUUCAGUCCGCCAAGAACAGAAUCAUUCAACUGGAAAGAUUAUUUUGCUGCUACGGGAACAAAUCCUUGUACCGAUGAAAUCUUAUUUGGUCAUGUUAGAUAUCUCGAACAAAGUGUUUGCGAGAGACUCUUUGAACAUGGAAAGCAUAUUUUCGUCAAAACAGAGAACGACAAUGAACGAGUGGCAAGAAUAGAGGUUUGCUGUAAAGGCAAACUUUUUGUUAGCUAUCUGAACAUCGACGAGAAAGAAAGGAAGGAAGAUGUUGACGGUGAAAUAACCAUUGAUGAUGUUGUUACAGAUGCAUUCGAAGUUGAUCACUCCAUGAAAAGGGUACUUGCGGAGGAAAAAGACAAACGACGUAAAUGGGAUUUUUUGGAUGUUGAAGAAGUUAGGAAGUACAAAGAUUUGAUGGAUCAUAGUCUCAACGACUUGAUUGAGGAGGGUCAGUAUUUUGAAUUGCAAGACGCCGUCGAACCACGUUGUGUAUUUUGCUGCCGAGUUCUCGCCAACCUCGGCGGUAUUGUGAUAUACCAGGUUUUGGAUUAUACACUAUCAAUCAACAUCACCAAUCCGCGAUGUCAUCCUAUCGGUUGGGCGGCCAGUCACCAGGAGGAUGCAGUUGCUUACUGUCCUGGAAAGUACAGCGCGGAGAAUAUCAAGAAGUUUGCCAAGAAUUCCGUUCCUGCGAUUAUUUUCAGAAAGUAUGAAUUGAAGGAGCAUGCUCUCAAGGUCGGCUGCCUAGUUGAGGUGCAAGAUUCUGAACAAAGAGCUGCCAUAUUUCCUGGUCACGUCAGUGAAAUAAUCAAUCCUCACUUCGUGAAAAUCGUUUCGUUUUCGCACGGUCGUCCGGGCACUAGAGAGAUUGUGGCUCAUCGUGGAACAUACGGCGUAUUUCCGCAGGGUUUUUGUGCCUCAGUCGGUUAUCAACUUUCUUUGCCUCAAAAGUCGAUGCUGAAGGACAGGGAUCUGCCUAAUUACGCAUGGAGCUGGAAAUCGUACGCAGCCGAGUGGGGAAUUCCCGGAUUGCCUACCAGCGAAUAUAACUUUGAGCCGAUUCCCGGAAGAGACGCUAGGAUUGCUCCCAUGAGGCAUGUGGAGGUAUUUUGUUACCAACGAGGGGUUAUGUACGCGGCUUUGAUACAUCGCGCUGUUCGUAAUCUUGUGCUCAUUGAACUGAGCUGUGAUACAACUCCAAAUCCACCGCUGAUGUUUGUUGUCGGCUGCGAUAACCUCUUUCCAUGCGGAUUUGCUGCAAUGUAUGACAUUCCUUUCAUUGGAGAAGCACCGUUCAUGUCUUUGCCUCCUUUGAAAAACGAAGGUUCCUCACGAUUCGAUAUGUUGCGAAUGGAGUACACGUCACGUCCUGGCAACAUAUUCCAAGAAAAGAGAGCAAAUGAUCCUUCUUUCAUACCAGAGUUUUGGACGAAAGGUGACGUAUGGCUACCUCGAAUCUAUGUCCACCCUUCCUGUCGCGUCGGGCCUUGGUUUACCCGAUCUCAUUUUGGUGCUCUAGCUCGAUACUAUGAAGCCGGACCAAUACCUCACGUCUUCAGAGUAUUAAUAGCGGAUAUCUACCAAUGUGCUUCGCCUGAGCAUCGUCUGGAAGUGCAGAACAUGUUGAACACUGAUGAUGAUGACGUAGCGGCUAUAUAUGUAAAAUUUAAAUGGAGGGUUUCUGCAGAUCACGUAUUGAUGCGAGUUCCCGUGUGCCGCACAGCUCGCCAAGCAGUAGGAUGGCUCAGGGUGUUGUUACGAUCACUUGGAUGUUGUCCGCAUCUUUUUUCUUUCGAAAAAACACCGAAAUGCAAUUGCACCAAACUCAAGCCAGAAGAACGUCGUCGACUGUCUGUAAUACCAGCUGAUGUUGCAAGGAGGAUGAAUUCCGCCAAUAGCGGAGAAAAACGAAAGAAGCGUUCCGUUAAACUUGGGACUUCCAAGCGCCGAAGAACGCUACCACCAUCUCCACCCGCUCAAGAACCUAGCCAGAAUCAUACUAGAACUGUGCUUACGUCUGAUGAUGAUUUUUCGCGAUCUUCUAUGGAUGAAAUGCCUCGGUUGCAUGCCGUUGAUUCGGUCGACUACACUCAUAAUGGAACUACACCCAGUGAAGAGACCAGCAAUCAAUGCAGUAGCUCAGACGAGAUGCCAACAAAUUCCAAUGGAAUUUCAAGAACUGAUUCAUCACCACAACGUCCAAUUUCUAUCGAUGGAGAUGUUAUGGAAUGGGAUUCUAGUCAUCUUAUAUUGUUUUUGAAAACAAUGUUUCCUGAUCUGAGUGACGUGACGAGCGUACUUGAGAAAGAGCGUAUUGACGGAGCACACCUGUUGACGAUGUCACAGCAAGACUGUAUAGAUUCACUGGGGCUGAAUUUAGGGCCUGCAUUACGGCUGUACGAAGUGAUACAGGAAAUCAAGAACGCAAAUGCGAGUCACAUUUGAGAAGAUGAAAGCAUCGCUGAGAUUGUAUAUCCUUACCAUACCGGUCCAUUUUUCAGGCUAUGAUUGUAUUAGCUGUUGAAACAUAUGAAUGUACUUGUUACUGACCCUCAAGGGGCUCACUUAUAUUCUUGACGUGUAUAGUAGGAAUCACCAUGAGUGUCUCCAUACACUGGUGGCUUAGCAAUUAUCACACUUUCAUGUAUAUCAUUCUUUUGUGUUGUUUGAUCUCUAUGUUAGUUGCCGGACAGUUCACAUUCUUAAUUCUUUCUCAACUAGUUUGCACAUGUAUAUUUUAUUAUCUCUUGGUGA